Molecule: messenger RNA, 330 nt
Organism: Aspergillus novofumigatus IBT 16806
Lineage: Eukaryota; Fungi; Ascomycota; Eurotiomycetes; Eurotiales; Aspergillaceae
Exons: 2
Coding region: 1-330 (109 amino acids)
Source: RefSeq, a predicted model, not a curated record
AUGUCUCACUGGGUGCUUUUUUCCGCCUUUGUCCUAGCUGUCUUGCUUCUCACCUGCUGGGUUGUCUGUGUUAUCCGACCGGAACUCGAGCGGAUACUUGAUCGCAUGUUCCCGGAAUACCGACCGAAAACAUUGAAGGAAUACCUCUAUGCUGUCAAGCUUGUUCGAAAACGACGUAAGACGCGACUAUUCUACUCUGUUUCCACGGAUGAGUCUAACGAGAGGUUUUACAUGACAGGUCGGUGGACAUGGCCUUCACCAUGGAGAAGAAUCUCAGGCGCGGAAAAGGAUGAUCUCGAGGCCAGAAUACAAGCUGCGAGGCUUGAGUAG